UUGGUCGUGCAGAAACGCUCAGGGUUGCAGCAGAAACACCCUCCGUCUUUUUUAUUUGCAUAUUUAUAAACGCAUCGUAUCCCAUUUCUAUUCUUACCAAGGUUCAAGUUCUUUUUGAGGCCAGUUGCAUGCAUUGUUCGUAUCCAAAAAUGGUUUGCGAGACAAAAAUUGUUGCGGAUGAACACGAUGCCAUACAAGGGACAAAAAAAGAUUCAAUUAUCCUUUCCUCCUCGCAAAUGUGGACUUCUUCCACACCGGCACCGAAUCCUCUCGAGGAAAAUGAUGUGAGGAAAGAUACGGUUUUUAUCCGCGAGUUUGAGCGCACCGACCAUGUGGAAGUGCGCCGCAUCUUUUAUGAGGGGAUUAUGGAGAGAAUACCCAACACGGCAUUCAGAGGCAUAUUACAGCAAAGUCAAACCCAAUUCUUAUAUGCUCUUCUGACACUGAUGUGCUUUGUUGUGACCAAAUCCCUCGCGCUGACCUGCUGCGUGCCGUUCGUUCUCAUGGGCGCGCGCUACUUCUACAGCCACAAAGUUAUCCACAACUAUCUGGCCUGCGCGCUGCACACUGACAUGGCGGACAUCGGGGAGUAUUACAUGAAACCUACAGGCUCAUGUUUCUGGGUGGCAGUGCUGGAAGGUCAGGUGGUCGGCAUCGUGGCGGCGCAGGGCCGGGAGGACGACAACACGCUGGAACUGCGCCGCAUGUCGGUGGACUCGCACUUCCGCGGCAAGGGCAUCGCCAAGUUGCUGGGGCGCCGCGUGCUAGAGUUUGCCAUGCAUAACAACUACGCCGCCGUCGUCCUGGGAACCACCGCCGUCAAGAUGGCCGCCCACAAGUUGUAUGAGUCGCUGGGCUUCCGGCGGACCGGCGGUAGCGAGGAUUACAUGCUGCCCGGAAUGAGCCGUUCGCCGCUAGAGAGGCUCUUCUUCCAGAUCCGUUACCAGCGCUACCGCCUGCAGCUCCGCGAGGAGUGAGGGAUGAGAGAGAGGGAGAGAGGGAGAGAGCAACGACACCUCCUCCUCAUCGAUGCAGAGCCCCUCGCCCAACGAGCCCCGACCAAGUCCUUCUUCUCUCUGACAACUUUAUUUGUUUUGUAUUAUUAGAGUUACUUCUUCUUACUACUACUAUUUCUAUUCAUUCUUCUUAAGUCACUAACUUUUUAUGGGUUUUAGUUUUUUGUAUUAUUCUUUGACAUUUUGAAUUUAGUGUCCCCCCCCCCACCCUUGAGUACACUUUUUGUUGUGUGUCUAUUUUCACUCCCUCCUGUUGUAAAAAAAAUCCCUAACAUAUAUCACCAUCCCAUGCCUAUUCAAAUGACAUCAUCAACUGAGUGUUCUCUUUGCUUUUGAUACCAUGUGAUUGUUCCUCACCGUAUUCAUUACCUCUACCAGCUCCUCCCACAUCUA
Coregonus clupeaformis (lake whitefish) is the source of this 1409-nucleotide messenger RNA. RefSeq names its product N-acetylaspartate synthetase-like. The record is from RefSeq and is a predicted model, not a curated record. The transcript is spliced from 3 exons. NCBI's taxonomy places the organism in Eukaryota, Metazoa, Chordata, Actinopteri, Salmoniformes, Salmonidae. Gene Ontology annotation, molecular function: L-aspartate N-acetyltransferase activity. Gene Ontology annotation, cellular component: mitochondrial membrane. Bases 129 to 977 code for a protein of 282 amino acids.